Oryzias latipes (Japanese medaka) is the source of this 1063-nucleotide messenger RNA. Its product is annotated as cytokine-like protein 1. NCBI's taxonomy places the organism in Eukaryota, Metazoa, Chordata, Actinopteri, Beloniformes, Adrianichthyidae. The record is from RefSeq and is a predicted model, not a curated record. Gene Ontology annotation, biological process: positive regulation of transcription by RNA polymerase II.
UGGGUGCUCCGUGCAGCAGCUGGACCUUCAGUCCGCAGAGGCAGCAGAUAUGAGGCCGGGGCUCGUGGUUCUGCUGUGCGUCUUCAGCUGCGCUCUGCGCUCGGAGUGCGCGCCGCCGACCUGCUACUCUCGCGCGCUGGAGCUCAGCAGGGAGAUCAUGACCCUGCUGGACAGGGUGCACACGUCCCACCGCACGAAGACGUGCGCGGAAGUUCUACCGACGAUCUUCAUCGAUGUGCAUAACGCCUGCAUCACCAACAAGCUCCGGGACUUUCUGUACGUGGUGCUGAACCACCCCAGUCAGUCCUGCAGAGAGAAACCCAGGAUGAAGGUGCUGAAAGGGAAGAUCCAGAACCUGUACAACAUCAUCACCAGGAUUUGUUACCGGGACCUGGUGUUUUUCACAGACGACUGUGAGGCCAUCGAUACAGGACACAGCCGGCUGUACGUCGCAGAAGACCGGCUGCAGAUCCUGCAGGAGGAGAGAUGAACCUCUCACCACAGCCUCUGCAUUCCCCCCAAGCUGCAGUUUUAUUUACCACCAGAGCUUAUCAGAUCUGCUGCUGGGCUGGACGGGAGCCUCAUUCCUGCAGUGUGUGGAAUUUUCCACAGGAAAUAUGCUGAAUGCCAACCAUGCCAAUGGAAGCACUGAAAUAAUAAACUGAUCCUAGAUGCUUGGGAGCGGCCCUCGACCCCUGCUUCCUCACAGAGUCUGAUCAAAGCUCUGCACCUCAUUAGGUUCUAGAAAUAUGCGCUGUUGGCAUAACCUUUAUUCACAGCUGCUCUGCAUGUCAUCCUGAGUGUCCUGGAACAAAUGCCUUUCUUUGUGCACGCUCAGCCCUGCAGCUUCAUCACCAUGAAUGAUCUCCUGAGUUCUGAUGUUUCUGGCAUUGAAGCUGAAGGAGGCCUCACCCAUCUAUUUUACAUCAGCGUUGUGCUUUAGCCGCAGUUACUACAGAACGGACGGCAUCUGUUUAGAGACACAUGUAUGAUUUCUAUUGCUUUUGUACAAAGAUACAAUUAGUAUCAAAAUCAAAUAAAAAUGUUUAUUUCAGCCGUUAAA